CAAGAAGAGAAAGCGGAAGUGAGAAUCUCAGCAGCCUAUAAAACGACAACGACCAGCAGCCGCAGCACAUUUGAUCCUGCAGAGAAUCAAACAUGAGGUCUCUGGUGUUUCUGCUCCUGGUGGCUGUGGCCAGCGCCAAAGUCUUCGAGCGCUGUGAGUGGGCCCGAGUGUUGAAGAGCAGCGGGAUGGACGGAUACCGCGGCAUCAGCCUGGCUGACUGGGUCUGUCUGUCCCAGUGGGAGUCGCACUACAACACCCAAGCCACCAACCGCAACACUGACGGAUCCACCGACUACGGCAUCUUCCAGAUCAACAGCCGCUACUGGUGUGACAACGGCACACCCUCAUCGAAUGCGUGCAACAUCAGAUGCAGCGACCUUCUGACUGACAACGUCGCCACUGCCAUCACUUGUGCCAAACGUGUCGUCAGGGAUCCUAACGGCAUUAGAGCCUGGGUGGCUUGGAAAGUUCAUUGUCAGAAUCGAGACCUGAGCUCCUACGUGGCAGGAUGUGGAGUUUAACCACCAGAUGAAAAAAGGAGACUGUCAUCAGCAUAAUAUAUAAUAACUCACAUCUUCAGAUGCUGUGGAUUCAAAUGUUUUUUUAUGUCUAAUCCUGCAGGAGUAAAACAAUAAAAAAUAAAGACGA
Messenger RNA from Labrus mixtus (cuckoo wrasse), 648 nucleotides. Its product is annotated as lysozyme C-like. Gene Ontology annotation, molecular function: lysozyme activity. The record is from RefSeq and is a predicted model, not a curated record. Lineage: Eukaryota; Metazoa; Chordata; Actinopteri; Labriformes; Labridae. Bases 93 to 521 code for a protein of 142 amino acids. The transcript has 4 exons.